Molecule: messenger RNA, 729 nt
Organism: Nylanderia fulva
Lineage: Eukaryota; Metazoa; Arthropoda; Insecta; Hymenoptera; Formicidae
Product: E3 ubiquitin-protein ligase RNF181-like
Biological process (GO): protein ubiquitination
Cellular component (GO): cytoplasm
Molecular function (GO): ubiquitin protein ligase activity
Source: RefSeq, a predicted model, not a curated record
AUUCUUGUGUUCUCUGCUCCAAACAACGAUUACUUGUUCUCAGUAUGACUUGAGGUUUUUGACAGAUAGUUACAGACAACGUGACAGUUGUACAGUAAUACAAACAUAUUCGUAAAUAAAGUGAAGAUUGCAAAAUAUCAAAAAUAAAAGAAGAAUUAUCAUUGAUUACACUGAAAGUAAAUGCGGUGAUUAAGGUUGUUGUUUCACGUGCAAAACAGGUUUCUGUUGUAAUUUCGACGAUAUGUCUGAUUAUUUCGAGGAAAUGGGUUGGACGCCUUUAGGUGACGGAGAAACACCGAAUCAUCUGAUUCAAAUGGCACGAUUUUUACGAGAUUAUGGCAUGUGGGAAUUGCUUGGGGAGGACGCAAAACUUCCACCUCCAGCGUCGAAAAAUGCUGUAGAAACUUUACCAGAAAUUAAGAUUGAAUCCAGCGAAAUUAAACAGUGCCCGGUUUGCUUAAAAGAAUUCGAAGCGAACGAUAAAGCGAAAUCGAUGCCUUGUCAUCAUGUAUUUCAUCAAGAGUGUAUUAUACCCUGGUUAGAAAAGACUAAUUCGUGUCCACUCUGCCGAUAUGAAUUGCCAACAGAUGAUGAAGAGUAUGAAAUGUAUAGGAAAGAGAAGAAGCGAGCGGUGGAGAGGGAGAAAGACUUGGAAUCGCUGCAUAAUUCUAUGUUUACGUAGGAAAAAUUUAUAUCAAUAUCAAUUUUUAGCAAAAAUGAUUAUCUUUU